CGCGAGUCAAUUAAAUAAAUACAACACUUAAAAGAAAAUAAUAUGUACUUUUGAAUUGUGCUCUCGUGCUUCAUAAUACUGAAAGCUUGUGAAAGUUUUCAACGAAUAAAUUUUCUAAUGCCUUCUGCUAACUAGUCGAAUAAUAAUCAUAACAUGAACUAAUAAGUGAUUCGAUAAAAUGACAAAAAUAAUUUUAAUCGUCGGAAUACUUUUGGCUACGAGCUAUUUUGGAGACACUGAUAACCUGCUUGAUAGCGGAACCAAGAUCGGUAAAAAUGUCUGGUUUCCAGCGACUCCUGCAGACUCAGCAGUUUCAAAAGAUACAGUUGAUACCAACAGCAGAGACAAAAGAUCAAUGGCUGUAGUAUUGCCAAUGGAAAGCAUUCGCGCCGAUGGAAAUAAUAACGAAGACGUCAUAGAUGAUGAAGAUGAUGAUGAUGAUAAAGAAAUAAAUCGUAGAAAUUACAAAACAAAACGAUGUCGCGGACUCCCGUCUUAUCGUAAAAUAAAAUUAUAUAAAGAACCGGAAGAGGAUGUUGUGUCGUAUGCUAUAAAAAAUGCAAGAAGUCUAGAUCCUAGUAAAAAUAUAAUUUUGCAAAUGGGAGAAGAUAACCAAGUGACCUCGGAAGAGUCCGAUGAAGAGGAGCAACCAUAUCUGCGAAUAGCAGCUGUGAAAAAUCCAAAAGCAAUACUAAAAAAUAUUUUGAGAUCAAAAUCCAUGCAGAGAUACGAAGAGAGUGAAAUUAAUAAAGACAAUGCAGUACUGAAAAGAGUGAAGGCUCAUCUCAGACCGGAAGAUUGUAACGUUUUGGCUUUGAUAGGUAAAAGAGCAGGAAAUAUAAGGCCAAAUAAGCCAAGAAAAUUUGUGUGUUAUUAUGAAGAUAAGAAUUGCGGAAAUGACCCUGGACAAAUGGUUCUUCAGGCUUAUCCUGUGUGGAAAAAGGCAAGACCUGUUUUUCUUAAUGAAAACAAUUAUGGUAUCAACACGAUACCGAAUGUUCAACAAGAUCAUCAGUUUCAAAAAUUCGUACAAGCACCCAUAAUCACACAGUACUCACAGCCUUCGGUAUUGGCAAAAUCUCAAAAUCCGAUGGUUAGUUCACAAAUUAUAUCAGGUAUAUUGAAAACACAAAGUGGGACAAUUCCCAUGGAUACUAGAAGUGACGUACAAAAGCAGCAAUUUGAAAAUAUAAAAAGUCCACCGAUUUUACAAUUGCCCGAGCAACCAUUCAAUAUUCAGUACGGAGUACCAUCUGGUAAAAUAAAUUGGCAGCAAUUGAAUAAAAUGGCGUCAGCUGACAGUGCCAUACAGCGAAAUGGGUUUGUCGGUCAACAAAUAAAAUCACAUGCAUCGGUGCAAACGCCAUUUAGACAGAAUUGCGUUGGUACUUCGUACAGUGGAAAUAAUGCAAUUGAUCAAAGUAAUGAGAAAAUGUUAAGUCAGCAGAAUCCAAUCGAUCACAAGAUUGAAGAUGAAUACGUGGGAACUGAACAGACGAUUCCCAUAGGUAACGAAAAGACUUGGUCAAUAGGUCGGACUGAACUUGGUAAAAGUUUUCGAAACGUUGAAGAUUGUAUAAAACUUUAUGGAAGGGAAUUUUGUGUGGUGGAUGCGACGAGUUUAUCCCAGUGGAAAAACGCCGCCGUUCACCAAAUUGGAUUAGAUUCAGAGGACGGCCACCUGUCGACAGAUUAUUCAGAUAGAAAUACUUUGAAUUACGUCUCGACUCCGAUAUCUGCCAACUAUGGCUAUCAUAACGACGAGCAAACGGUGGACUCAAAUUAUCAAUAUGAUUCUAGAAAUCCUGAUACACAACUGAAAUAUACCUCAGAACAACCGUUUGUAGCUCAGACAGCUCGGAAUAAACUUCUGACAGGAUCUGAUGAAUCUUACGAAACUACUACUACUAAUUUUGGAUAUUAUACCGAUCAUAACGAGGAACAGACGGCAGGCUCGAAUUAUGAGUAUGAUUCGAGAAAUCCUAAGACGCAAUUGAAAUAUAUCUCAGAACUACCGUUUAUAGUUCAGACAGCUCGGAAUAAACUUCUGACAGGAUCUGAUGAAUCUUACGAAACUACUACUACUAAUUUUGGAUAUUCUACCGAUCAUAACGAGGAACAGACGGCAGGCUCGAAUUAUCAGUAUGAUUCUAGAAAUCCUGAUACACCACUGGAAUAUACCUCAGAACAACCGUUUAUAGCUCAGGCAGCUCGGAAUAAACUUCUGACAGGAUCUGAUGAAUCUUACGAAACUACUACUACUAAUUUUGGAUAUUCUACCGAUCAUAACGAGGAACAGACGGCAGGCUCGAAUUAUCAGUAUGAUUCUAGAAAUCCUGAUACACCACUGGAAUAUACCUCAGAACAACCGUUUAUAGCUCAGGCAGCUCGGAAUAAACUUCUGACAGGAUCUGAUGAAUCUUACGAAACUACUACUACUAAUUUUGGAUAUUCUACCGAUCAUAACGAGGAACAGACGGCAGGCUCGAAUUAUCAGUAUGAUUCUAGAAAUCCUGAUACACCACUGGAAUAUACCUCAGAACAACCGUUUAUAGCUCAGGCAGCUCGGAAUAAACUUCUGACAGGAUCUGAUGAAUCUUACGAAACUACUACUACUAAUUUUGGAUAUUCUACCGAUCAUAACGAGGAACAGACGGCAGGCUCGAACUAUCAGUAUGAUUCUAGAAAUCCUGAUACACCACUGGAAUAUACCUCAGAACAACCGUUUGUAGCCCAGAGAGCUCAGAAUAAAAUUAUCAAAGAAUCGGAUGAAUCUUACGGAACUGCUACUACCAAUUUUGGAUAUUCUACCGAUCAUAACGAGGAACAGACGGCAGGCUCGAACUAUCAGUAUGAUUCUAGAAAUCCUGACACACAACUGAAAUAUACCUCAGAACAACCGUUUAUAGCUCAGGCAGCUCGGAAUAAACUUCUGACAGGAUCCGAUGAAUCUUACGAAACUACUACUACUAAUUUUGGAUAUUUUACCGAUCAUAACCAGGAACAGACGGCAGGCUCGAACUAUCAGUAUGAUUCUAGAAAUCCUGACACACAACUGAAAUAUACCUCAGAACAACCGUUUAUAGCUCAGGCAGCUCGGAAUAAACUUCUGACAGGAUCCGAUGAAUCUUACGAAACUACUACUACUAAUUUUGGAGUUUGUAGCUCAGACCAUAACGAGGAACAGACGGCAGGCUCGAAUUAUCAGUAUGAUUCUAGAAAUCCUGAUACACAACUGAAAUAUACCUCAGAACAACCGUUUGUAGCUCAGACAGCUCGGAAUAAAAUUAUCAAAGAAUCGGAUGAAUCUUACGGAACUGUUACUACAGAUUGUGGAUAUUCUACCGAUCAUAACGAGGAACAGACGGCAGGCUCGAAUUAUCAGUAUGAUUCUAGAAAUCCUGAUACACAACUGAAAUAUACCUCAGAACAACCGUUUGUAGCUCAGACAGCUCGGAAUAAAAUUCUCACAGGAUCCGAUGAAUCUUACGGAACUGCUGCUACUAAUUUUAGAUAUUCUACCGAUCAUAACCAAAAAGGAACGGCAGAAUCAAACUAUCAGUAUGAUUCUAGAAAUCCUGAUACACAACUAAAAUAUACCUCAGAACAACCGUUUGUAGCUCAGACAGCUCGGAAUAAAAUUCUCACAGGAUCCGAUGAAUCUUACGGAACUGCUGCUACUAAUUUUAGAUAUUCUACCGAUCAUAACCAAAAAGGAACGGCAGAAUCAAACUAUCAGUAUGAUUCUAGAAAUUCUGAUACACAACUAAAAUAUACCUCAGAACAACCAUUCGUAGCCCAAACAGCUCAGAAUAAAAUUUUACCAGGAUCCGAUGAAUCUUACGAAACUACUACUACUAAUUUUGGAUAUUUUACCGAUCAUAACGAGGAACAGACGGCAGGCUCGAAUUAUCAGUAUGAUUCUAGAAAUCCUGAUACACAACUAAAAUAUACCUCAGAACAACCAUUCGUAGCCCAAACAGCUCAGAAUAAAAUUUUACCAGGAUCAGCCAAAUCUUACGAAGCUGGUACUACAGAUUUUGAAUAUUCACCUGAAAAUAAUUUCAAGCAAAGAAUACAAGAAGAUCAUGUACAACAGAAUGAAAUUGGUAAAAAUUCGAAUAUAGACACAUCCGAUUAUUACGAUAAUACAGGUUCUCAAAAUUCGCAUAUUUAUCAAUACGAAGACAAUUCAGUUCAUAAUAAUAAUAUGAAAUACAAUGAGCAAUCUCUAUCACAUGAUACUUACGGUACUUAUGACACUUAUAAUUAUACAACACAAAACUAUCUUUUGAAUGAAAAGCAAAAGCCUAAUUUACAUAGCGACUCAAGACAUCAUAUUGUUGACAGUCCCUGUAGGGUGCCUGUUACACCCUAUGAAAAUGAUGAUCCGUUUUAUACAACCGAAAAUAAUCUGCAACACUAUAAUGAUUAUUCAUCCGACGAUAAAAACGACUUGAAAUAUCCACUUAUAUCGGAUGAAACAAGAGAAUCUAGUUAUGCUGAUAAUACAGAACCUUAUACAGGUAACAGAUACGAUAGCGUGCAACCUGAAUAUUAUGCUAUGAACAAAAUGCCAAAAACUAUACAGCAUGACCUACAAGCACCUGUAAUUAUCGGCACUGAAAUUCCAUCGCUAACACAAAUUGAACCUACCUUAUUAGAAGAUUCAACGUAUCCAGAAAAUGCAAUUAAAAGACCACUAGAAAUUACCAAUAAUCAUUACGAACAGGUUCAACUAUCACGACCCUCAUACGAUCGCAUUCCCUCGCAUCACUAUACAAAUAUUAAUUAUUUUAACGACCAAUUAGAUAAUCAUCAAUUAGGGAAAGCCUAUACUGCUCAAGACUUUGGCAAUACCGAGUAUAUUAACAAUGAUUAUAAUUUCAAUAACUAUCCAAAUUUCUAUGAUGGAAGAGUAAAAAAUAUUUGGGAAAAUUCUGAAGGGAUAUUAAGUCCAGAUACAAGAAAUGAGCAUAUAGCUUCUAGUAAUAUGUUAAGAGAAAUGUCCGAAGGAGUACAAGAGCACCAGCGUCCUGGACCAGAAUGGGAUUCUGAAAGAUUUUCAUCGGUAGAUAAUUCAAAAAAAUCUACAGCUACCGAUCAUUCUCAAAUAAUAGAAGUAACAAAUGGAUAUUCAUUUGUUGAUAACAAUUUUGACAAAGCAUAUGGAAUGCAUACAAAUGAUCCAGCAAGUUCCACCGAUCUUUUUAUCAAUGAUGGAAAUGAUCGAUUUAAUCCCAAGUUCACUGAUAUAAAUGAUCCGCAAAUUCAAAGACAACCACAGGAUAUUCUAGGUCACGUGCCAUAUACGGAUUCCCUGGAAAAGUUUGUGGAUUCUACCAGCAAUGUUUUGCAGUCUGUAGAAUUUCAAACUAAUGGACCCGAAGGUAUACGCUACUUCGGAGACUCUAUGAAACACUUGGAUGAAAUAGAGAAUUCCGCGACGGAAGUGACGUAUGCAGAAAGUACAGAAACACCUUAUGGAGAAGAAGAUUCUAGCAGAGAUCUAGGUGAAAAAUAUUCACCCUCUAUAUCAGUGGAUUUAACUAGUCCACACUCUAGGAAAUGUUUUAUCACUGGGACAGGCGAGGAGGGAAGCUUUACGCCUCUUCAGGAUCUUGUUGGACAAAGCCUGCAUGAAGGAUCUAUGAAACAGAGUGCAGAAACAUAUACUGUAGGAAGCAAAGAUUUGGAUUUAAGGAACGCGGGAAAAAUUAAAUCCACGAUUCAUGCAGCGGCGGUAAAUUCAAAUCCGUCAAUUGAUCUUCCCACGGAUCAAGAAUCAACUUUAAUACGUGACAGUGUCGGAGAAUAUUUUGAAGAGGGAACCAGAGACAAAAAUACAGAUUCCCAUGAUACUUUGAUAUCCGUCACUCAGAAUUCAGAUAUGGUCAAUUUGACUCCCACUGAAAAUAUUCAAUCUGUAAUCUAUGGACCUGGAGAAAAAUUGAUUACGUCAAACAAUUUGCCUAAAGAUAUAGAUAUGACUUCAGCAUCUGACACUAUUGGAAAACCUCUUAAUCAAAAAAUUUUUAAAGAAUAUACGGAUUCUUAUGAUACUUCAGAACCAGUCAUACCGAAUACAGAAACAGCAGAUAUUACUAUAAUUGGAAAGUCUUCUGAGGAUAACAAAGAUAUUGUAGAAUCUAAUAAUAGACUUAUCGAAUCAGCAAUGGUAGGAAAUUCAAAAUGCAGUGUGAUAAAUAGCGAAAAAAUGUUUACGACACAAGAGCAAGAAUAUUCACCCCAUGAUGAUAAUUAUCUGAAAGCAACAAUAAAGAGCGUGAUUAAUAAUUUUGCGACAAAUAAAGACAACGAUAUGGUCGGAAGUAGCAAGAAUUCAAAAUCAACGGAAAGUAGUAAUUCCGAAGAUCUGCUACCAGAGAUUAUAAGUACUCCAAUGUUAAAAACUUUGUUUGCUUUGCCCGAGGUAGAAAACACGUUAACAGACAUUGUAAAAGAAACCUUAUCGAAAAGUCCGUAUGAAACGAAGUACAGAUCAAUCCUAGGAUCAGAAAGCGACGCCAUCAAAUCAAUCUUACGAGAUGUUAUUGCGGAAAUAGAAAAUUCACUUCCGACUGAUUACCCGAUCACUGUGGAAGAACAUGAGUUUAAAGGAGGACAUUGGGUAACGGAACAAAUCACAUUGAUGCCAACAGUACCCGCAGAACAAAGAGUUCAAAUUCCCUUUAGUGAAACUGUCAAUAAAAUUAUUCUACAAACUCUCAAGAAUAUUGUCACAUCACCAAUACUUGGUUCAAAGGCAGCAAGUCAUCCAGUUGUGCAAAACGUCAUUAUGGAAACUGUAAAGAAUGCACUUAGGAAGGCAAACGUAAACACGGCGUCCAUUGACGAUUCUGCACUUCGAGAAGUACUGGAUAAUCUUAUAAGGGAAAUGAAAGCAGACGGGUCAUCAGCAACAGGAAGUUUAAGAGAUUCAUUUGAUUCUUCUGCAUCUAUUUUGGGACAGUCAAUAGAUGAAAAUACAAAGAUUCCAAUGACGGAGAAUAAUUGUGAAUUAGAAAAAUGGACCACUACAGACAACAUUCAAACUCAAAUCGAGAACCCUGAGAAUUUGAAUUCAAAGGAAAUUUUUGAAAAUAAUGAUAAAGCAGUGUUACUCACAAGUACUGAUAAUUAUGAUGAGAAAUCUUCAAUUUUGGGACAAACUGUUGAUAUGUCUGAUUACGAUAUACCUAAAGAGUCAUUGUUAAAUGAUAAGAAAGUAUUCAACCAUGUUCUCAGCACGAAUCCAGGUAUUAAUGAUGCAUUCUCUUCUUCAGCAGAUUCCAUUAUUAUCAAUGAUGAGAAAGCAUCUCAAACCGCUACAGAAGCUGAAGAUUAUAAGAUGCUAAGAGAAUUCAAUAAGGAAGAGUAUCAUCGCGUUUCAUCUAAAUCUAAUGAUGAAAGUCUAUUGAAAUCAGUACAAUCUCAAAUUGUUGAUAAUACUCAAGUUGAUGAGUCUGUUGAAGAAAAUGUUCAAGCAGCACAUUUCACGCCGAAUGAUAAUGAUUAUCCUUUGAAAUCAUCACCAGGUUCGAAUUUUGACAAAAUUCAGAACAAUAAAUCAAUACAAGAAAAUUUUCAAGCAGCACAUUCUAACCCAAUUUUAUCAUCAUCUGUGAUAAGCAAGUGUAGUAACGUAUCACCAGAUAGAAUGAUCUCACAUACACCUCCUGCAGAUAUAUCAACAAAUAGUGAAGAAAUCAUCGACGACACAUUGACAGUCACUGAAUAUCCAAAUGUAGCAUUUAAUAAUGAAUAUAAUCAACAUAUUUUGGGAAUGACGGAAAAAUUACCAAGUGAUGAAGAUUUUUCUUUGAAAUCAUCACAAGGUUCAAAUUUUGACAAAACUCAGAUUGAUAACUCAAUGCAAAAUGUUCAAGCAGCACAUUCUAACCCAAUUUUAUCAUCAUCUUUGAUAAGCAAGUGUAGUAACGUAUCACCAAAUAGAAUGAUCUCACAUACACCUCCUGCAGAUAUAUCAGCAAGUAGUGAAGAAAUCAUCGACGACACAUUGACAGUCACUGAAUAUCCAAAUGUAGCAUUUAAUAAUGAAUAUAAUCAACAUAUUUUGGGAAUGACAGAAAAACUACCACGUGAUGAAGAUAUUUCUUCGAAAUCAUCACAAGGUUCGAAUUUUGACAAAAUUCAGAUCGAUAAAUCAAUACAAAAAAAUGUUCAAGCAGCACAUUCUAACCCAAUUUUAUCAUCAUCUGUGAGAAGCAAGUGUAGUAACGUAUCACCAGAUAGAAUGAUCUCACAUACACCUCCUGCAGAUAUAUCAACAAAUAGUGAAGAAAUCAUCGACGACACAUUGACAGUCACUGAAUAUCCAAAUGUAGCAUUUAAUAAUGAAUAUAAUCAACAUAUUUUGGGAAUGACAGAAAAACUACCACGUGAUGAAGAUAUUUCUUCGAAAUCAUCACAAGGUUCGAAUUUUGACAAAAUUCAGAUCGAUAAAUCAAUACAAAAAAAUGUUCAAGCAGCACAUUCUAACCCAAUUUUAUCAUCAUCUGUGAGAAGCAAGUGUAGUAACGUAUCACCAGAUAGAAUGAUCUCACAUACACCUCCUGCAGAUAUAUCAGCAAGUAGUGAAGAAAUCAUCGAUGACACAUUGACAGUCACUGAAUAUCCAAAUUUAACAUUUGACAAUGGAAAUACUGAACAUGUUUUGGGAAUGACAGAAAAAAUUCCUGCUAAAAACUACGAUGACGUAGCGUCAAUACCCAGUACAGACUUAUCAAAUAACUCACCAGCAGUGGCUACAAAAACCAUAGGAAAAGUAUCAUCUAAUUCAGAAGUUGCAGAUAUUAAUAAUUUAUUAGAGAAGACACCUAUAAAAUAUUACUCGCCUAAUGACAGAAUUUUGGAGUACAAAAAGAAUCAUUUGCAAUACUGGAAUACUGAAUCAAAGACCAACAUGCCAUUGGGUAACGAUAUAGUUAAGGAAUCUGUGACAGGAUCUGAUCAAGGUUGUAGGUAUUCGACGGUAAGAAAAAACAGCAACGAUUAUUAUGACAAUACUGAUAAAAUAAAAAAAAUUAAUUCGUUGCAAUACAACAAUAACGAAAUUCAGAAAAAUGAAUACAUGGUCGGAAAUAAUAGAGAAAUUGUUACACCAGAUAAAGAUAAAAAAGUUAAUCAAGAAAUGAUAAAAUCAAAAACAAGUUCAGCUAUCUUAGAAUCUACAAUGAAUAUCAUGCCAAAUUCAAAAAUCAAUGAUUACGAUGAUACUGAAAGUCAGAUCGAAAAUAAUGUGGAGCAAUUUACUUCCGAUGGAAUUGUUGGUCAAACAGAACCUCAAAAUGCAAUUGAAGGAUUAAAAAAGAAAUAUAUGGAUAUUAAUUCGGAUGAAAGUGGAACUGAAGAUAUCAGUAAUGAAAAAUAUAUUUCAAGUGUAUCUAACAAAAAUAUACAGAGCGAUUCAAGUUUUGAAAACACGCAAGAGAAAAGUAUGUUUGAUGAAACUGCUGUAAAUACGUCGCUGGAUGAAGAAACGUCUGGUGAUAUAGAAGACGACUCAAAAUUGACUGCCACGCAGGAAGAGAACACAUUUUUUGAAACUACUGUAAAUCCAUCAUCGGACGAGGAAACAUUCAUUCAGCCGGAACAGUAUGAUGAAUCGAAAAUGGCCCCAGAUAUUAGUGAAGAAGAAGGAUCAAGAAGCAAAGAGCAUGUAGAAUUGGCAGAACCAAGAGAGAAUAAGAAAUUUUUGGAAAAAUUAAAUAACAAUGAAGAAGUAAGCGAUGUUAGCAUGUCAAAAAUGACAAAAGAUAUUAGCGACGAAGAGAUUUCAAAAAGCGAAGAAUAUGCAAACUUGGAGUCGGAACAGGGUGAAGAAUCUUUGGAAACGUUAAUUGACAGUAAAGAAUUAAACGAUCUUGAUGACGUAUCUUACGACAGUGCAGAAACCGCAGAAAAUGUAGGUACGUCAAAUUCGCCAACUUUUAACAAUGACGAUUACGAUCUAGCUAAAUCGCAAGAAUACUCUUCUGAACUAGAAAACGCGCAAGGAGAAGCAUACGAAAAGAAUUUCAAGCACAAUUUGGAGCAUUCUGCUUCACAAUAUUUAGGAGCCUCAAAGAGCAAUACGGGAAGCAUGAAAAAUAUUCAAAUGGGAAAAAGUACACGAAUGGGAAUUCCCGUUCUAGAAUCGUCAAAUCAAAAUAAAAUGCUUAAACAAACGAGAAAAAAAGAAAAAAUGAUACCAACGAAAUCUCACGAGAUUAUAAGAAAAACUAUUGAAAAAACAAUAACUAAAACUACGAAAUAUUAUGGUGCUGAAGAUAGUAUCGAAGACACGACAGUCAAUAGUCCAAAUAAUGAAAUGGUGUCCGCAACUAAAUCAUCGUGUUUCUCAGAUUCUGAUCACGAUCUUACGUACUUUGGUAAACUUUUGCCAAAAUGUGGAAAGAAUCAAGGUAACGACAUUUCUGAAUUGACCAAUUCCGAUUUAUAUUACAUCGGUGAUGGAGUGCGUCUACCUUUAACUAUAAAAAAACUUGAUGACGGCUCGUACGGUUUAUCGAUCUCAGAAAAGGUCUGCGAACAUUUUAUGAACACGAGGUGUCCCUGCUGCGUACCGCGCGAUGGAACUAUUGUUAGUGAAAAAAGAAAUUCUCACGAGGGUAGAAACUUGAAGAGAGAUUUAUGGAAGCUUAGCAAGAAAUCCUGUGUGGAAGGUGAACGAGAUUCCAAUGAAAAAGUUCAGGAUGAAGUUGGAAAAUCAAAAACACGACAUACCAGAUCGACGCCAGCGGUCAUUUCAGAAAUUCAAAAUAACGAUGAAAUUAUCAUUCCAGAGAGUCAUUCAACUCUAUUAAGAUCAAUGCCAGUACAAGAAUUUGCCAAAAAAUAUAAUCUAAUUUUAGAUUUGGCAAAGCAUUCCGUUACGGAAAAUGUUCAAAAAACUGUUACAGAGGCAGAUAAUAAUAAAUCGAUUUUGGACAACGAUGAAGGGAUUGAGCAUGAAGAGAAGGAAGAUUUAACGGAAAUUGAAGAAAAUUUUUCAAACAUUUUGAAUAAAACGAACGGAAAUAAAAUUUUCGAUGGAAAUCAGACUAGUAAUUUGGUGAAAAGUUUAAUUGCAAUUAAUGAUGCUCCUGAAAAUAAAAGGGCUGGUAUAGUUGUCAAUGCUUUAAAGAAUCUUAUCGAAAUGGGACCUACAGAAAUAUAUGCAGUUGUUGACGGUCAAGAGAAAAAAGUGGAAAUUAUGAAUAUGGAACAUGUGGAAGAGGAUUCGGAUGCAGCUCAAGACGAGGAGAUAGCGAAGUAUGGAUAUCAGAAGGAUAAUCCGAUACUUGGUCGAAUAAAAUUCAUCAAAAGAAAACAGAAGGAACAGAGCCAACACAUGUACCAACAAAUAGACGAUAAUGACAUAGCGGAUAAAAUGGAAAUUUUAAAAGUAAUUCUGUAUUGGUUAAAAGAUGUUAUUCUACGAACUCCUACGCAGAAUAAAAGUUAAUUAAUCAUUUAGCAGAGACAAUAUUUUUCAUACAGUUGUAAAUACACUGAUACCAUAGGCUUUUUUUAUUUAUAUUAAUAAUUAUAAACGUAUUUAUGGAAAAUGAUGUGACUUUGUAAAACUCUUAAUAAGUUGAAUGCCAGCAUUUUUAUCGGAUCACAGUUAAGAGCAAUAACUGCAUUCAUUGCAAAUUGUAUGGAAUAUGUAUUAUAUUUAAAAGAUUUUAAUAAAUAUAUAGAUAUAUAUUGUAA
Cephus cinctus (wheat stem sawfly) is the source of this 11721-nucleotide messenger RNA. RefSeq lists its product as uncharacterized. The transcript has 2 exons. The record is from RefSeq and is a predicted model, not a curated record. Bases 179 to 11470 code for a protein of 3763 amino acids. NCBI's taxonomy places the organism in Eukaryota, Metazoa, Arthropoda, Insecta, Hymenoptera, Cephidae.